UCAGGAACAAAUGAAACCUUUAAGAGAAAAGCAAGAGGAGGAAAGAUCAAAGGUGGAUGAUCUGAGGGGGACCCCAAUGUCGGUGAGGACCUUAGAAGAGAUCUUCGAUGACAAUCACGCCAUCGUGUCUACGUCUGUGGGCUCAGAACACUAUGUCUGCAUUCUUUCCUUGGUGGACAAGGAUCUGCUGGGACCAGGCUGCUCCGUCCUGCUCAACCACAAGGUGCAUGAUGUGAUAGGGGUGCUGAUGGAUGACACGGACCCCUUGGUCACGGUGGUGAAGGUGGAAAAGGCCUCACAGGAGACCUCUGCCAACACGGUGGGGGAAGAUGGGGUUCCCCCGCCAGAUGAAAAGACCAAGGAGUUCAUCUUCCAGGUCCACACAAGCAGAAGGACGCUGGCUGAUGACGGGACACUGGACGACUUGGUCACGGCUAAGGGUGACCUCGCUGGUGCCGACAUCAAGGCAAUCUGCACAGGAGCUGGUCUGAGGGCUUGA
Myotis daubentonii (Daubenton's bat) is the source of this 499-nucleotide messenger RNA. Its product is annotated as 26S proteasome regulatory subunit 4-like. The coding region runs from base 11 to 499 and encodes 162 amino acids. The record is from RefSeq and is a predicted model, not a curated record. The transcript is spliced from 2 exons. NCBI's taxonomy places the organism in Eukaryota, Metazoa, Chordata, Mammalia, Chiroptera, Vespertilionidae.